AUGAUUGUCCAACUGUCAGUGGAGCAGUUCCUGCUCAACAGGCCCAGCAGCGAGAGGGCCGCAUGGCGGGAGAAGUGGGAGUCGAGUGGCAGAGACCUGGAGGCGUUCAUGGAGCACCUGGGGGAUGAGGACCUGAGGCCCCCCAGCUUGGUCCAUGUCAGCAUGGGGGAGCAGGAAGCCCUGUUCUCGGAGAACAUGCCCACGGGACAGAUCCUGGCCCACCUCCAGGAGCAGCGCUCAGCAGCAGCCGCCACGGCGCUCACCCCGGGGACACCCUCCCCGACUCCCCCAGAGACACCCCGACCAGCAGCACCAGGAGAUGCAGAUGCAGAUGCAGAUGGCGACAACCUUUCCAGUCCAGACCGCCAACCCCCCUUUAGGCUCAUCCUGGAGGAAGAGAGUCCUCAGAGGCCCGCAGAGGGCAAGGUGUCCGGGGAGAGUCCACGCAGCUCCGGUUCAGCAAGUCCGGGCGCCCCCACUGCCCAGGAAGAGCCUCCCCGAGAGGAGGCGCCCCGGGAGGCGGGGGGCGCCCGGAAGCUGUACCGGUGCGACCGGUGUCCCCGGGUCUUCGAGUACCUCUGUCGGUUCCAGCUGCACCAGAGGAGGCACAACAACGAGCGGCCCUUCGUUUGCGCCACGUGCGGCAAAGGCUUCUUCCAGGCCUCGGACCUGCGCGUGCAUGAGCUGAUCCACGCGGAGGAGAAGCCCUUCCGCUGCGGCCGCUGCGACCGCGCCUUCAACCACAGGACCAACCUGCAGGCGCACGAGCGCAUCCACACGGGCGCCAAGCCCUACGCGUGCGCUCAGUGCGGGAGGACCUACCGCCAGUCCUCCACCUACCACCGCCACCUGCGGAUGCACCAGAGGAAGGCCUCCGAUCUGGGGCCAGCUCCUCUCUGA
Myotis lucifugus (little brown bat) is the source of this 900-nucleotide messenger RNA. Its product is annotated as zinc finger and SCAN domain-containing protein 4-like. NCBI's taxonomy places the organism in Eukaryota, Metazoa, Chordata, Mammalia, Chiroptera, Vespertilionidae. Gene Ontology annotation, cellular component: nucleus. Gene Ontology annotation, biological process: regulation of transcription by RNA polymerase II. Gene Ontology annotation, molecular function: RNA polymerase II transcription regulatory region sequence-specific DNA binding; DNA-binding transcription factor activity, RNA polymerase II-specific. The record is from RefSeq and is a predicted model, not a curated record. The transcript has a single exon. Bases 1 to 900 code for a protein of 299 amino acids.